AUGGGGGAGAAGCCUUAUAAAUGUAGAGAAUGUGGCAAAGCUUUUAAAGAGUCCUCAUCCCUUACUGUCCAUCAUAAAAUUCAUACUGAAGAGAAGCCUCAUAAAUGCAAAGAAUGUGACAAAGCCUUUAGGAGUUCUUCACACCUUAAUCGCCAUCACAGAAUUCAUACUGGAGAGAAACCUUACCAAUGUGGUAAAUGUGGCAGAACUUUUCAGUGCUCCUCAUUCAUUAAUCAGCUUCCGGUCAUUCACACCGAGGAGAAACCGUACAAAUGUAAAGAAUGUCGCAAAGCGUUUAGCCAGUCUUCUAACCUUAAAAUCCAUCAGAAAAUUCAUACUGGAGAGAAGCCUCAUAAAUGCAAAGAAUGUGGCAAAGCAUUUGGGAGGUCUUCACACCUUCAGAGCCAUCAGAAAAUUCAUACUGGAGAGAAGCCUUAUAAAUGCAAAGAAUGUGGCAAAGCCUUUGUGAGGUCUUCAGUCCUUAAAAGCCAUCAGAAAAUUCAUACUGGAGAAAAGCCUCAUAAAUGCAAAGUAUGUGGCAAAGCCUUUAGGAGUUCCUCACACCUUAAACGCCAUCAGAGAAUUCAUACUGGAGAGAAACCUUACCAAUGUGGCAAAGAUGCUAGGUGCUGCUCAGAUAUUAAUCAGCAUCAGAUCAUUCACACGGAGGACAAACCGUACAAAUGUAAAGAAUGUGGCAAAGCCUUCAGCCAGUCCUCAAACCUUACUGCACAUCAGAGAAUUCAUACCGGAGAGAAGCCUUAUAAAUGCAAUGAAUGUGACAAAGCCUUUGGGAGCUCUUCAAACCUUAAAAGCCAUCAGAGAAUUCAUACUGGAGAAAAGCCUUAUAAAUGCAAACAAUGUGGCAAAGCCUUUAGGAGUUCCUCACACCUUUAUCGCUAUCACAGAAUUCAUACUGGAGAAAGACUUUAUCAAUGUGGUAAAUGUGCCAAAGCUUUUAGGUGCUGCUCAGAUGUUAAUUCCUCAAACCUUAGCGAACAUCGUAGUGUUCAUUCUAGAGAGAAGCCAUAUCAUUGUAUUGAAUGUGGGAAAGCCUUUAGGCAAUCCUCACACCUUUCUGCACAUCAGAGAAUUCAUCAUGGAGAUAGUCCUUCUGAAUGUCGCGAUGGUAUACUGCCGCCAGUACUCCUUCAGCAAGAAGUGCUCCUCAAGGUUCAUGCCUUCGACGAGGUGCUGCAGGGUGUAUCGCGUAUACAGGGCCUUGGAUGCACGAAUAACACCUUGAUCCAUGGGCUAGAUCAGCAAAGUGAUUUUAGGAGGAAGGAACUUGAUCCGCAGACCGUUGUAGGAUAG
Molecule: messenger RNA, 1314 nt
Organism: Molossus molossus (Pallas's mastiff bat)
Lineage: Eukaryota; Metazoa; Chordata; Mammalia; Chiroptera; Molossidae
Product: zinc finger protein 93-like
Exons: 3
Coding region: 1-1314 (437 amino acids)
Source: RefSeq, a predicted model, not a curated record